AUGCGUCAACCUCUCGGCGGGGCUGAAGAGGUCCAGGCUGGAGGGGACCAGACUGAAGGAGGGGAAACGACUGAGCCCGAGAAAGCUGAUGAAGUUCCGUCAACUUCGUUCUCCUCUUUCAAAUCCUUCCAAUCUGUGGAUAUGGGGUUCUCAGCCAAGAAGUGUUCUAUCCCUGCUGGCGUUAGGGCCGAGAUUUGGGGUAAGCACAAGAGAAGCGCUGAGGCUUAUUUUGGCGGGUGCUCCGACUUAUCUGAAAUGGAGCAAGUCCGAGAAUGGUCUGUUCGGGCCACUGCUGGAAUAGCCGAACCUGGUCCCUCAGUACCAAAUCCUGCCCGAGACAACCAGAAGCUGCUGAUGCAGGUUGUCUACAACCACACCAUGACCUGUGAGAUGAUUGACACACUCCAGGAAAAGGUGGACAUUUCUGAAACAGAGGCAAAGCUUGCCCAGCUGAAGCAAGAGAAAGCCGAGCACAGAGCUCAAGUUGUGAUUGACUCCUUUGACACCUUCUACGCUGAAAUGGAGCGGGACAUUCUGCCUCAAAUAGAUGAAGGUGAAGCCUUGCUCAACGCAUUCGGCGCGGUUGAUGUUCCCAGCCUCAAGGCCAAGAUCCAGCAAAAAAUUGACAUUGAGGUCAAAUCUCAAGUGCUGGCCCGAGACGAGAUAUCUCGGGAGAAGAUCAAGAUCUUGGAGGGUAACGUCAAACAGCACCUUGAGGCCUGCAAAGUGAGGGAGAAGGAGCUGAUUGAGGCUAGGAUUCAGCUGGAGUCUCAACGGCAAAGCAUUACCGGUCUGGAGGUUCAGCUGAAGAGUCAGGAAGAGCGCUUCUCCCAGGCCCAAGCCCGGGCUGAGCAGACUGAGCAGCGGCUUGCUGAUGCCGAGGCCCAGUUGGAAAGACAACGAGAGUCUUCCCAGAAAGCCAUGGAGGAAGUGCAGAAGAAGCUGGCCGAUGCUGAGCAAGCUAGUCAGGCUGAAAUUGACUUGUUGGCUCGCCUCCAGGCCGAGGAUGCUGAGAUGAGGGAAGCUGAGCUGAAAGAGGCUGAGGUGAAGGGAGCUGAAGUCCAGGCUUCAGUUCGACCUGCUUCCUCUGCAGCUGGGGCUGAUGCCGCGCUGGAUUCCACCCCCAUAGGGAUGCCAGACCCUCCAGCUGAAGCCUAG
Molecule: messenger RNA, 1158 nt
Organism: Chenopodium quinoa (quinoa)
Lineage: Eukaryota; Viridiplantae; Streptophyta; Magnoliopsida; Caryophyllales; Amaranthaceae
Product: tropomyosin-like
Exons: 3
Coding region: 1-1158 (385 amino acids)
Source: RefSeq, a predicted model, not a curated record